Musa acuminata AAA Group (dessert banana) is the source of this 681-nucleotide messenger RNA. Its product is annotated as histone H3.3. Lineage: Eukaryota; Viridiplantae; Streptophyta; Magnoliopsida; Zingiberales; Musaceae. Bases 95 to 505 code for a protein of 136 amino acids. Gene Ontology annotation, cellular component: nucleus; nucleosome. The transcript is spliced from 2 exons. The record is from RefSeq and is a predicted model, not a curated record. Gene Ontology annotation, molecular function: protein heterodimerization activity; DNA binding; structural constituent of chromatin.
UUACUUACGUUACGAGUCGGCUUUCUCUUCUGUUCCAUCUUCGGUCCGUGACUUGAGAUCGGCGAACCCUAGCUUGUCUUGUUCCUGGUGAUCGAUGGCCCGUACGAAGCAGACCGCUCGCAAGUCCACCGGCGGCAAAGCGCCCCGGAAGCAGCUCGCCACCAAGGCCGCGAGGAAGUCGGCGCCGACGACCGGUGGUGUGAAGAAGCCCCACAGGUACCGCCCCGGGACGGUGGCUCUACGUGAGAUCCGCAAGUACCAGAAGAGCACGGAACUGCUGAUCCGGAAGCUGCCUUUCCAGCGGCUGGUGCGCGAGAUCGCGCAGGAUUUCAAGACCGACCUUCGGUUCCAGAGCCACGCUGUGUUGGCGCUGCAGGAGGCGGCGGAGGCGUAUCUGGUAGGGCUCUUCGAGGACACCAACCUCUGCGCCAUCCACGCCAAGCGGGUUACCAUCAUGCCCAAGGACAUCCAACUCGCCCGCCGUAUCCGUGGUGAACGUGCUUAAGACGUCGAUGGAUGAUAGCUUAGCCCUCCUUUUCUCGUCGAUGGAUUGAUCCUCUUAGGAAAAGAACUAAAUAGAUAAAUUUCUGAUCGUGUUCUGUGGACCUUUAUAUAUGAUAGCUAAUCUAAUUGUAAAUUACUGGAAACUACAUGCAAUUAUUGGUGUGGGUUAAUAUUUCA